GACCAUAGCCGCCGCAGCACCAGGUUCUUCUUCUUCUUCUCCAAUUCGUUCUUCUUUUCCUUCUUCUUUCUUUACCCUCCUUCUUCGUCACCUACCCUCGCCCUGCACCUCCUACUCCGCCGCGCCUGCGCCGCCCUGGCCGUGGUGACUGCUAGAAUAAAAUAAAUAAAUUUAAUGGACAAUCCGCCGGUUCUAAACUUAAACCGGUGGUUUGAACCGGAGGAUCCGAACAGAAUGGGCAACUCUUAGAUUUAGUCGAAUUCGAUAGGGUCGGAUCUAAAAUCGGGUCCGGGGCCGAUCCAAUUAUUAGGUACCGUUGCGAUAGCCGGCCCUAAUUUCUACGUCUUCUUCAGUCCAACGUCUUCUUCUUCAGUGGAAUCGCACGCAGCGGAAAAUGAUAACUGAAAUGGCUGCUUCUCUGCGUGUCAAUCCAUGGAAACCUCUGCCACUCUGUCCCAAAUUGACUGGCAGAAACGGCCGCCAGUUUUCCUGCAUACGCUCUUCUGCCGAUGUGCCAUCGGGGAAGAAAUACAAUGUCGUAGUCCUCCCCGGGGACGGAAUUGGUCCGGAAGUCAUUUCCGUUUCGAAGAAUGCGCUAAAGCUAGUUGCCUCCAUUGAAGGAUUUGCAAUUGAUUUCAAGGAGAUGCCGAUUGGUGGCUGCGCCUUGGAUUUGACCGGAGUGCCGUUGCCGGAGGAGACACUUUCUGCUGCAAAGAAUUCCGAUGCAGUUUUUCUAGGAGCCAUAGGAGGGUAUAAAUGGGAUAAUAUUGAGAAACAUCUUAAACCUGAGACAGGGCUUCUUCAGCUUCGAUCAGGCCUAAAAGCAUUUGCAAACUUGAGACCAGCUACUGUCUAUCCACAGUUAGUGGAUGCUUCGACCUUGAAGAAAGAAGUUGCAGAAGGUGUGGACUUAAUGGUUGUAAGGGAACUGACUGGAGGUAUUUACUUUGGUGAGCCGAGGGGUAUCAAAACGAAUGACAAUGGUGAGGAAAUUGGAUACAACACUGAGGUGUAUUCAACUAAAGAGAUUGAUCGCAUUGCUCGUGUUGCAUUUGAAACUGCUAGAAAACGACGGAGGAAAUUGUGUUCCGUUGACAAAGCUAAUGUUUUAGAGUCUUCUAUACUAUGGCGAAAGAGGGUAGAGCUCAUAGCCUUGGAAUAUCCCGAUAUCGAACUAUCACACAUGUAUGUUGACAAUGCGUCUAUGCAGCUUGUUCGAAAUCCUAAACAGUUUGACGUGAUUGUAACAAACAAUAUGUUUGGGGAUAUUCUUUCUGACGAAGCAUCAAUGAUUACUGGAAGCAUCGGGAUGCUACCAUCUGCAAGCCUAGGCGAAUCGGGACCGGGAUUAUUUGAACCGAUACACGGCUCCGCUCCUGACAUUGCCGGUCAGGACAAAGCGAAUCCAUUGGCAACGUUGCUUAGCGCCGCGAUGCUUUUAAAGUACGGGCUGGGUGAGGAGAAGGCUGCCGAGCGAAUCGAAGCAGCUGUCUUGGACAUUCUAGAUAGAGGAUAUCGCACUGGCGACAUAUUCUCUGCCGGGAUGAAUCUAGUGGGGUGCAAGAAAGUGGGCGAACUAGUGUUCGAAUCCAUCGAACAAAAAGCUACUGCUGCUGCGUGAAACAGAUCCUGCCAAUACAUACGCGAACUUGUGUUAUGUAUAUCCACAUGAGAGUCGGGAUUGAGGGCGUGGCAGGAAAUCGGGUACCUUGAAGAACUUGCGUUUUUGUAUUAUUGAACUCUCUUAAAUUUUAUGUUCUAGCUGGCUGAGGUUGAUAUAUUUUCGACUGCAUCUUUUGAGGCCAGCUAUGUCAAUCGAUCGCGGGCUGAAUUUAUUUUAAAUAAAUAAAGGAAAAUAUUUAAACUAUUUUCUAAAUUUUAUUAUUAGCAAUGUUUAGGUAAUACUAGUAUAGAUUUAGGAUUGUGCGUGACAAAUGAACAUUGAUGAUUGUGUGAUUAUUUGUUUCUAUUGUGUCGACUUUUGCUCAUAUUAUAGGUUCUUCGGAUU
Andrographis paniculata is the source of this 2008-nucleotide messenger RNA. Its product is annotated as 3-isopropylmalate dehydrogenase, chloroplastic-like. Gene Ontology annotation, molecular function: 3-isopropylmalate dehydrogenase activity; magnesium ion binding; NAD binding. The record is from RefSeq and is a predicted model, not a curated record. Lineage: Eukaryota; Viridiplantae; Streptophyta; Magnoliopsida; Lamiales; Acanthaceae. Bases 395 to 1621 code for a protein of 408 amino acids. The transcript has 12 exons. Gene Ontology annotation, biological process: L-leucine biosynthetic process.